Messenger RNA from Priapulus caudatus, 530 nucleotides. RefSeq lists its product as uncharacterized. Gene Ontology annotation, biological process: Rho protein signal transduction. The record is from RefSeq and is a predicted model, not a curated record. Lineage: Eukaryota; Metazoa; Priapulida; Priapulimorpha; Priapulimorphida; Priapulidae. The transcript is spliced from 3 exons. The annotation marks the transcript as partial. Gene Ontology annotation, molecular function: Rho GDP-dissociation inhibitor activity; protein binding. Gene Ontology annotation, cellular component: cytoplasm.
GAAAGCUGGGUGUCGCACGCGCCGCCGAGACGCCCAUUUACUUUUCCCCUUUCGGUGCACCCAGCUCGUGCUUUCCCGGCGGUCCGCACAGGAUUACUCCCCGCUGGUUCUUCGAGAUCCAACACCUCCAAGUUUUCGGCAAGAGUCGCCUCGCGUGUUUGAGGGAGAGACGCAGACUGCGAGUUCCGGGAAGUACAGCAGGCAACGGCGGCGGCGGCGGCGGCGGCGGAAAGAACUACCUGCUUCGUGACGGCUCGACCUUCGACCCCACCGCGGCGGAUCCGACGACGAUGGCCGACGAACUGGAGAACAAUGAACUGAACGACAACAAUCCCGACUUCAAGCCGCCGGCGGAGAAGUCGAUGAGAGAGAUCCUCGAGGCAGACGCCGAAGACGAGAGCCUGAAGAAAUACAAGGCGCUCCUGCUCGGCGAGUCCGUGAACAGUGGGGGCGCCACCGUCAUAGGCAACGACAGCGAUCCGGGCGGGAGUCAUUCGAAGAGCUUGGUGCUGAGAGUUUUGGCCGGGUAA